UUUUAGUACAACGCAAAUCUGUUAUUGGGUUGACGUGUGUGAUAAAUUUAAGUGCAAACAUACGAUACUUCUUCGAAAUGUUUUUACUGGCCGUAAAUAAAAAAAAAUAAAGUGAAUAUAGACUUUAUGUGCUUCAAUUAAGGAAUUAUGAAUAUAUAUGAUUUAAAUUCGAAAACAAUGAUGUUCCAAAUAGUUUUCGAAAUGAAAAUCCGGUAUGUGCCAUUUUCAAUUGCGUGCAUAGUGAGGUGAAGUGAUGACCUGGACUAAGGAGUUGGAUGAGGCAUCGGUCCUCGCCACUCGUAGUGGGUGCUGGCAUAUUGUACUGUUCUACUUACUGUGUGGAUUAGCUGCUAUACCGACCUCAUUUUUGGUCUUCUCUCAGGUCUUCACAAACGCUACUCCGGAACACUGGUGCGCUGCGCAAACAGAACUAAUAAACUUGGGGUUCAGUGAACAUGAUCUAAAGCCACUGAUGGUGCCAAGAAAGCUGGAAGUCUUCGACUCUUGUCACGCUUACUACAUCAAAGACGUCGAUUUGUUGGUGGCAAAGUUGAAAGAGGAGAUAGAAUAUAAUAGAGGCGCCGGUGGAGGGAAUCCAGUCGAGAAACUGGACCAAAACAAGAGCAAUAUCAUCCUAUCACUCAGGAGUAAUGAGACGACUGCUUGCAGGAACGGAUGGUAUUAUAGCAAGGAACACUAUGAGAGCACGCUCGUUACUCAGUUUUCUCUGGUGUGCGACAAUGAUUGGCUGCCGAGAACGAGCAACACCCUUUUUUGGGUCGGUUCAAUAUUCGGCAACCUCUUCUUCGGCUGGAUGUCUGAUAGAUACGGCCGUCGCCCGACCAUUCUGCUCAUGAUCCUCCUGGAAGUGCCCCUGGCCAUCGCAGUAGCCUUCCCUGGCUCCUACUGGACGUACAUCGUACUCCGAGUGGUGUCCGGCUUGUUCUUCCCGGCUCUGUACCAGCUGCCAUAUGUGCUGGCCCUCGAGUUGAUGCCGCCGUUGAGAAGAACUUACACUGGUAUAGUGGUCAGUAUGCUGUUCGCCAGUGGUAUGUGUCUCUUGGCUUUGCUUGCCUUUCUCGUCAAGGAUUGGUUCUACCUAUCACUGUCUACGACAAUGCCAUUUAUACUACUAUAUGGAUAUUACUGGUUGAUACCGGAAUCUCCACGGUGGCUGGUGAGCAGGGGCCGGAUAGCUGAUGCGGAGAAAGUCUUCAGAAACAUGGCCAGGAAAAACUCGAUCGAGCUGCGACGUGGCUUCUUGUUGGACAUACAUAAAAGAAUCAAAGAUGAGCAAGAAGCAGAAGUAACAAUGUUGUGCAAUUUAAAUGGCCAUAUCAUUGGUUACCAAGAUCAGUUUCCAAGGGACGACUACAUGGAUAGAAGAAUAAGCAACAUGCUGACUUUUAAUCCAGACAACAACAUAAUAACUGAAACUGAUGAAUCAAAAACUGAAAAUCUUGAACGUAUCAUUGCAUUAGAAGUAGCUGAUAUAGUAAAUAAAAAAGCAAAAGCAAAAACACGUAGAGAUAGCGCCAAAGACGAUGAAAUUAGAAACGAAACUGAAGAAUCUCUUUUCAAUACAGGAUUGAAUGAAAAAUCAACGCAAACCGACAGUUUUACAAAAUCACCAGCAAGUACACUUAGAAGAAAGUCAAUGCAGAUUGUGAAUAAAAUAUUCGCUAAAGAUUAUCAAGACGAUGAAAUAAUGGAGAAUAAGAAAAUGGACGAUGAGAAUUCUGAAGGAGAUUGUAAAGCAUCUCCGUUGGAUAUUUUCAGAUAUCCUAAUAUUAGAAAGAAAUUCUUAAUUCUUACUUUCAAUUGGGUAGCUUUAGGGGUUGUAUAUAAUAGUUUAAGUUAUAAUACGCCUAAUUUAGGAGUAGAUGAUUAUUUAGCAUUUUUCAUAGGAGGGGCAGUAGAAUUGCCCUCUUACGUAAUAUCGUGGCGAUGUAUGGACAAAUUCGGAAGGAGAUGGGUGCUCUUCAUUUUCAUGUUGAUCGGAGGUCUGGCGUGUCUUAGCUGCGCUUUCGUACCAGAAUCCAUGCCGUGGGUCACAGUGUCCCUAUCGAUGCUGGGUCGAUUUUUCAUUGCAGCAGCCUUUGCAGUAUUCUACGUACAGAUUGGAGAACUUCUACCAACAGUUCUGAGGUCUCAGGCUAUGGGAGCAUCAUCGUUUAUAGCUGGACUGGGGCUGCUAGCAUGCCCUUAUAUUGUACAUUUGUCAGUCUACUCUAAGAGCCUCCCGCUGACGAUCAUGGGAAUCUUCAGUCUUGCCGGCGGCAUCACCUCGCUGUUCCUGCCAGAGACUCUCAACCAGCCUCUACCGCAGACCCUGGGAGAUGGGGAAAUCUUUGGUAGAAACUUCAAGAUUUUGAGCUGUGUCCAGCCUACUAAAGUUUAAUAAUGAGACAAUCCAUCUCGUCUGGUUUCGCCCUAAAGUAGCACCAUUCCUUGUCCUCGCGUGGAUAUCACACUUAACCACACAGCCUUGGUAGUUCAUGGGAAAAAAAUGUAUUCCCUAGGAAGGUUGGUAGUAAAACUACACCCGAAACUUAAAAAUUUUGAGGUUUAUUUGAAAUUAAUUUUGUUAAUUGACGUCUUUGGAGAAAAGGCUGCGGUGAAGUUUGUUGCGCCACUUCUUCUUCACCUGCGCUUUGGAAGUCGGCGGGAGACUUAGUUUAAGUAAUUUUUUGACGUCAAUAAGCGAUGUAUAUUAUCCUAAAUUGAAUAAAGAAUUUCGAAUUUUGGGAUUUCUCAAAACCCGUGAACUGUGAACUCAUGAAGAUAAGAGCUCUCUGUUUAAUAAGAAAACUUUUUUAUAAUUUUAUUGUCAAGCGUCUAUAGGUACUUGUGGAUCGACUAUUCUAUUUGAUCUGAUAGGACCCAUUUUUACAAGGAAACGUCAACCAUAGACUUUGGGAGAUCGAGGGCACUCAAAGUUACGAGAAACUUGAGCUAUCUUGAGUGUUCUUUGAGAUCUAUCUAUUCGCUAUUGUCUCCUACAUAAUAACAUCGCUACUUUGUCUAACAUUCCUUAUGAUAUCACAAUUUUAUGCUCAAAAUAAUAUUUGUACAUACGUGUCAAUUUUUAAACUAUAUUUAGAUAAUUUUAGUUCAUGAUUAUAUGUAAAUAAAUACUUAACUUACAUAACAUUACUGGGUGAAUUUCACGACACAGUUUGAACACGGCGUGUAGCGUUUCAUUAGUGUCGAUGUGUCGUAUCGUGUAGUGUGAUUUUAAAUUAACCAUUUAUAAAAUUAACAUUGUACCAGUACUUUACUUAUUUAUAAAAUAGGAUAAUUAAAUUGAUUAUUGUGUAUAGUACAAUUUAAUAAACACUAAUGAUAGCCCGCGACGGAGUUUUAAACGCUCUUGAAAUUCACCCUACUAUAUAUAUAUUCAUAAGUUCUAUAACGUGAAAUGUAAAUAAAAUUAAUUUGAAUAAUAAGUAAAAUGUGAAAACAUUAAUUAUGUGUAUCAGUACUUUUAAUAAAUUA
Plodia interpunctella (Indianmeal moth) is the source of this 3498-nucleotide messenger RNA. Its product is annotated as beta-alanine transporter-like. The transcript has 13 exons. The record is from RefSeq and is a predicted model, not a curated record. Gene Ontology annotation, cellular component: membrane. The coding region runs from base 254 to 2401 and encodes 715 amino acids. Gene Ontology annotation, biological process: transmembrane transport. Gene Ontology annotation, molecular function: transmembrane transporter activity. NCBI's taxonomy places the organism in Eukaryota, Metazoa, Arthropoda, Insecta, Lepidoptera, Pyralidae.